UCCGCCUGCCCCGCGCCCUGCCCGGCCCCUGUGGGCGGGGGUUUCUCCGGCGCUGCCCGGGGUGGGCUCCGAGGCUCCCGGCCCGGCCGCGGUGGGUCCCGUCGCCCCUGGCCGGCCUCCUGCGGCGGUCGCGGCGUGCCAGCACGAUGCUCCCGGCAGCCGGCAGCUUUCCCGCGGACCAGGAGCCGCUGCUGGAGGACCCUGUGGGGAGCAGGUACAGCCGGCAGAAGCCAGAGGACCGCUGGCAUGGGGCCUACGUUAUAUUUUUCCUCCUGGGCAUCGGGUCCCUCCUGCCCUGGAAUUUCUUCAUCACGGCCAAACACUACUGGAGGUACAAGCUGCAGAACUGCUCGGAUGAGCCAGGCCCGGCGGGGCAGGCGGCCUCAGACCUGAGGGACUAUUUUGAGAGCUACAUCUCCAUUGCUUCCACAGUGCCCUCAGUGCUGUGCCUGAUUGGAAACUUCUUGCUUGUUAACAAGGUUCCUGCCAGUGCCCGGAUCCUGUCCUCCCUCUUUGUCAUGCUGGCUGUUUUCCUGGUGAUCACGGUGCUGGUGAAGGUGGACACCUCUGCCUGGACCACGCGUUUCUUCGCCCUCACCGUUGGCUGCGUGGCCGUGGUCAGCAGUGCCUCCACCAUCUUCUCCAGCAGCAUCUUCGGCCUGAGCAGCUGCUUCCCCAUGAGGAACCUGCAGGCUCUGAUCUCAGGCCAGGCCAUGGGUGGCACCAUCAGUGCCGUGGCCUCUGUGAUAGACCUGGCGGCGGCGGCCGACGUCACCGACAGCGCCCUGGCCUAUUUCCUCACUGCCGACAUCUUCAUCGUCAUCUGCAUCAUGGUGUACCUGCUGCUGCCCAGGCUGGAGUACUCCAGGUAUUACCUGAGCAUCCAGAAGGAGAACCCCUCUCUUGUCACCGUGCCCCCUGACAGCUCCGUGGAGGACGAGGCAGGGCCAGGAGGCACCACGAAUUCCUCCUACCUCACAAGAAGCGCUGGCAUUCCCCCACUCCGCCCCAUCCUGCAGAAGACCGCCCUCCUCGGCUUCUGCCUCUUCUACGUCUUCUUCAUCUCCAUCAUCAUCUUCCCUUCGCUGUCCUCCAGCAUCGAGUCUGUCAGCAAAUCCUCGGGAAGCCUGUGGAGCACCAAGUACUUCACCCCGCUCACGUGUUUCCUCCUGUACAACUUUGCUGACUGGUGCGGGAGGCAGGUCACUGCCUGGAUCCAGGUGCCCGGCCCCAAGAGCAAACUGCUGCCUGCCCUUGUCCUCCUCAGAACCAUCUUCCUCCCUCUCUUCAUCCUCAGCAACUACCAGCCCCGGGCUCACAUCCGGACCGUGCUAUUCAACCGGGACAUCUACCCCGUGGUGUUCACGGCGCUGCUGGGGCUCAGCAACGGCUACCUGGGCACGCUGGUCAUGGUCUACGGCCCCAAGAUCGUGCCAAAAGAGCUGGCUGAGGCAGCAGGGGUGCUGAUGACGUUCUACCUCGUGCUGGGGCUGGCGCUGGGCUCUGCCUGUGCUGUUUUCGUGGUGCACCUCGUGUAGAGGCGCAGCCGGAGGAGGAGGAUGCCCUCGGUUUGUGGUGCUGCUGUUGGGCAUUUAGGGUUUGGGUUUUUUCCCCAAAAAAGUCAGGUAUCCUGUGGCUUUGAGGCAGGCUGCCUGUCUUGGGAGGGGGGUAGCUGCAUCCAGGGGGGAUGCAGAGGGAAAGUCUCCCUUCUGGGAAGGGACAUCCCCUGUGCUUGGGAGGGUUCUGUCAGACAUUGUCACUCCCCAGUUUAAUGGAGCGGGGACCAAACAGCCUCAGGGAGCUCAGGGACACAGGGAUACCAUCCCUUACCUGUAUGCCAGUGGUUUUAAGCUGACCCCAGGGCUUUUGGGGACACCUGCCAUGCUGUUACGAGUUCAGCCCUUCAGGGAUUGGGCGGUCUUUGAUGGGGAUCACCCCUCACCGAGCUGUGAUGGUGGUGUUGAACUAAAAGGGAUUUGAGCCCUGGAACAUCUUCCCACAACUUAAGUGGUGAGUAGCAGCUGCCCCAGGGAUCAGUGCACAGUUUUGGACAGAUUUCAUACAAUCACUGCACAAAAUAAUAGUAUAUAUAUAUAUAUAAGGGAAACUGCUCCACUUGAAAUUUUGCUUGCUUUAAUUUUUCCACGUAAAAUUGAAUUGAGGGAUCAUCUACCUCCUAGCAAGGUGCCACUGAUGUUGGGGACUAUUCCCUGGCCAAGCUGAGAGGAGUUUUUUUCCUGCUGUGACUGUGGUGUGACCCUCAAGGGAAGUGAAAUGCUGGGUGGGCCUAACCUGAGGUUCUUAAGGUGUCUUCAGUCUGCUUUCAGAGAGCUCUGUGAAAGCCAGGGAGAGGUAUGAGAGGGGCUCUGGUGUGAGGUUCACAGCAGAAAUCUGCUUAAUUCAUGUAGACAGGCACCAUAUGGCCUCCAGAUGUUUUCAGAGGGGUGAGCUACUGUGACACCCAAAAAUAUGGCCCACCCAAAGACAACUGGCUUUUAAAGCCAUUUAAACUCCCAUAUGCCAGCACAGCCUGGACUAAAUCCGAUUAUUGUAUUUAUUUUCUCAAAUUGGCUGGAUUUAUGGUCUACAAGAAGUGAACUCAUAAGCAAGGGUGUAAUGGCAGAGCUUGGCACUGCAGUGAUGCCUCAGAGAUGUUGUGUGUGGAAAUUAAUUCCUUUAAGACCUGGUUAGGAGCAGAUCCUCCAUUGCUGGGAUGCUCUCUCAGCACCUCCUGCUUGCCCACGUAGUGGUGGAGCUGCAGGAUGUGGGGCUCUGCUGGGAGAACAGCAGGGUCCAUGGUGCUUGGUGCCAUCUGGGCGUGGUGGACACUGGGUUUUUUACAUAAAUCCUUUGGAGUGUUUCGUUUGGGCCCCUUGGCAACACACACAGCUUUGCUUUACAGCUGAUUUUUAUUUCAACAUAAAAUCCAGACACAAGGGCAAAAUAUGUUGGGUGUGCAGUAGUGAGGAGCAGCUUUAUGGAAUGUGUGGGCUUUUAAUCCUGCCCCUUUGGUGGCUUUGGAGCCCUUUGGCCUCUGGCACUUGGCCAGGGACUGCCUUGACCCAGCUGAAGGCGCACCCAGGGUCUGAGGGUCGGGGUGCUGGGAGCCCCUGCUGGGGGUCAGUGCUCCCAGCGCCUCCCUGGUGCUGCAAUAAUGCACCAGUUGGUCAAAAAGCCCAACCCAACUUGGAGUUGGCAACCAGAAGGUCCCUCUGUGGCCUUGGGUGGGCCUGUUUUAACCUGUGCAUUUCCCCCCAGUCCAAGGAAUGAUGAGAUGUGGGUUGGUUUUUUACUGCUUUGCAUCUCUGAUCCUCCUCUGCGUGUUACAGACCAAAUUCUUCUGGAGGGAGAACUUAAUCAUCUGGUACCGCUGCUAAUAAAGAUAAUUCUUGAUCCUGUGCAA
Molecule: messenger RNA, 3403 nt
Organism: Prinia subflava (tawny-flanked prinia)
Lineage: Eukaryota; Metazoa; Chordata; Aves; Passeriformes; Cisticolidae
Gene: SLC29A3
Product: solute carrier family 29 member 3
Exons: 6
Coding region: 147-1538 (463 amino acids)
Biological process (GO): nucleoside transmembrane transport
Cellular component (GO): plasma membrane; Golgi apparatus
Molecular function (GO): nucleoside transmembrane transporter activity
Source: RefSeq, a predicted model, not a curated record